Messenger RNA from Vicia faba (fava bean), 1296 nucleotides. The record is from the annotation of a GenBank genome assembly. NCBI's taxonomy places the organism in Eukaryota, Viridiplantae, Streptophyta, Magnoliopsida, Fabales, Fabaceae.
AUGGCGGCACUGUCCACAUCACAAAUGAACUUGAACUCAAUUGACACCAACUUCGAAGUUGACAAACUCACCUACGAAAUCUUCUCCAUCUUGGAGAAUAAAUUCCUCUUUGGUUAUCCCGAUACCGAAAAUUCAAAGAAUUCGCUCUCCAAAGACAUGAAACAAGCUAAACACGCCGCCGGCAAAGUCAGAAUUCUCUGCAUUGACGGCGCCGGCUACACCGACGGCAUCCUCGCUGCAAAGUCCCUCGCUCACCUCGAAUCCUGCCUCAAACGAAAAUCCGGCAAUCCCAACGCUAAUAUUGCAGGUUUCUUCGACGCCGUCGCUGGCUCCGGUGUCGGUGGCGUCCUCGCCGCGCUUUUGUUCACGCGUGGAAAAGAAUCAAAAGACGGUCUCCCUAUGUUCACGGCCGAUGAGGCGUUGAAAUUCCUGAUCAACAACCGGAACAAAAUCUCACGGCGAUCGGGGAUUCUCCGGCGAGUUCUACAAUCGGAAACAAAAUCUUCGAAGCUUUUCCGAAAAACGUUCGGUGAAUCUACGCUGAAGGAUACACUGAAACCGGUUUUAAUCCCCUGCUACGAUCUCGUCACGCGCGCUCCGUUCGUUUUCUCCCGCGCCGAUGCGCUUGAAACCGACGGUUACGAUUACAGGAUGCGCGAUGUCUGUGCUGCCACGUCAGCUGAUCAAACGGUUCCCAUCGAAAUGAAGUCCAUCGACGGAAAAACCAAGAUUAUGGCCGUUGACGGCGGAAUAGCGAUGAACAAUCCAACGGCUACCGCCGUCACGCACGUGCUAAACAACAAACACGAGUUUCCAUUCUGUAACGGCGUCUCUGACUUAUUGGUGCUUUCUCUCGGUAACGGAGAAUUAGACUUUAACGCCGUUAAAUCUGCGUCAGGAUUCGUCAGGAUUGCUGGUGAAGGUGCUUCCGAUAUGGUUGAUCAAGCUGUAUCAAUGGCAUUUGGAGAAUGUAGGGUGGACAAUUAUGUGCGGAUUCAAUCAAACGGAGUCAUGGCAAAGGCAACUAAGGGGAACACGGCAAAAACGGAGUCGGAUUUGUUGGCUGUUUCGGAAGAGAUGUUAGGACAGAAGAAUGUGGAAUCGGUAUUGUUUAAAGGAAGAAAGAUUGCGGAGAACACGAAUUUGGAUAAGUUAGAGUUAUUUGGAGGUGAAUUGAUAAAGGAACAAGAGAGGAGAAAAACUAGCAUUUUGCCAACUGUGGUGUUGAAGAAUGCUUCUCCCUCUCCUAGAACUUCAUCAGCUACUACUUUGUCAACAUUGUCUUCAAACUCUUAA